Messenger RNA from Babesia bigemina, 1884 nucleotides. RefSeq names its product GTP binding protein, putative. The record is from RefSeq and is a predicted model, not a curated record. NCBI's taxonomy places the organism in Eukaryota, Apicomplexa, Aconoidasida, Piroplasmida, Babesiidae. The transcript is spliced from 2 exons. Gene Ontology annotation, molecular function: GTP binding; GTPase activity. Bases 1 to 1884 code for a protein of 627 amino acids. Gene Ontology annotation, cellular component: ribonucleoprotein complex; cytosol.
AUGAUAAUCCGCUCGUGCAGGUUGUUUUCUGGGCUUUUUAGGUGUGCCAUCAGGCCCUCAUGUAGGCUCCAGCGCGAUUUCACUUCCAUACGGAAUGUUGCAGUCGUGGCACAUGUGGAUCAUGGCAAGACGACACUCGUCGACGGGCUUCUACGCUGUAGCGGCGAACAAUUGACGCACAGUCGUGCCAUGGACAGCCACGAACUAGAGAAGGAGAGAGGCAUCACCAUAUGUUCUAAGGUGACUCGAGUUGAAUGGUCUGGCCAUACGUUCAACAUUGUAGACACGCCCGGCCACGCGGAUUUCGGAGGAGAGGUAGAACGUAUACUGAACAUUGUAGACUGUGUAUGCCUUCUGGUAGAUAUCGUGGAAGGGCCAAAACCUCAGACGACAUUCGUGUUGCGCAAGGCGCUGGAGAACCCGGAUCUUAAGGCGGUUGUUGUGGUCAAUAAAUGUGACCGCGACUGUAACAAAACGCGGAGUGACAUAGAAAAUGAACUCUUCGAACUGUUUGUAGACUGCGGAGCUUCAGACGAACAACUUGAGUUCCCGAUUCUUUUUGCGUCGGCAAAGGAAAAUUGGGUCUCAUCGUCUUACCCGGUCGACCGACACCAAGUGUCAGGGACAUCAAAGAUUCUUGAAUGCUUAUCGCAUGUGGCGCCGUCGCCUAAGGUGUCGAAGCACACAAAUUUCACGCUACAGGUAUCGCUGCUCGAUUUCGAAGAGGGCUGUGCACUUAUAACCGGUAAGAUUAACAGCGGCAGCAUUCAGAAGGGUGCAACGCUGCAUAUAAAGGACUGUAGCAACAAGUUGAAGGGGCACACUGUGGUUAAGGAUAUCUUUGUAGCAAAGCACAAUGGAAAGGUAAGGUUGAACGGUGUUGCGCAGGUGGGUGACAUUGUCACCAUACAGUGCCAUAAGGGCAUUACUCCCGAAAUAAAUGACACGCUGGGAGAUUCCACAGAGUUUGAACCUAUCCCGCCGGUUAAAAUCUCCGAACCGGUUAUUUCCGUGCUUGUAUCUGCAAAUACCAGCCCAUUGGCAGGAACUGAUGGCAAGUUGCAGACCACAGCCGAAAUUGGAAAAAGGCUGAAGCAUGAAGCUAAGCGUAAUCUCACCUUACGUAUAGAAGAAACUGCGGGAAAAGAUGGCUACUAUAUUAAGGGGCGCGGAGAACUACAGAUCGGGGUCCUUCUGGAAAAUAUGCGACGCGAAGGAUUCGAGAUGACCGUAUCGCCGCUUGCUGCGGUCACCACCGUGGGUGAAGAUGGGGUAGAAAUGGAGGCGGUGCAACAACUAGUUGUUCUGUGCCCAAGUGAAAUGGCGCCAAAUGUAGUAGACCUACUCGCGUCACGCGGUGUCGAGGUCUUAUCAUAUUCAGACUGUCGCGGAGGGACUGAGAAAAUAACGCAGCUGGAAUUUCAAGGUUCAACGUCACAGUUGCUUGGUUUGAUGAUUGCCCUGCGUGACAUUACACGAGGGCGCGGAGAGAUAUCUUUGACUACAGUUGACUACAAACCUUACGAAAAAGACACACGGAAUCUGCGAAAGAACGGCUCACUUAUAUCGAGCUGUAUGGGUGUCGCUACUCCGUUUGGACUCGAACCUGCUAUGUCUAAGGGCACACUCUUUAUCUCAGAAGGAACCCGUGUCUACGAGGGGAUGGUAAUCGGGGAAUCCGGUACCGACAAAGACAUUCACCUUAACGUCGUUAGAACCAAACCCGUCACGGGAAUGCGCAACAAAGGCGGAGAGCAAAUCAUAAAGAUCGUCUGCAAGCAGCUUACUGUGGAACAAGCUCUGGCGUAUCUAAGCCGAGAUGAGCAAUUAGAGCUCACACCCAAGAGAAUCGUUAUCCGUAAAAAGGUGUUAAAUAAACGUUAA